Molecule: messenger RNA, 396 nt
Organism: Phialemonium atrogriseum
Lineage: Eukaryota; Fungi; Ascomycota; Sordariomycetes; Cephalothecales; Cephalothecaceae
Exons: 1
Coding region: 36-359 (107 amino acids)
Molecular function (GO): oxidoreductase activity
Source: RefSeq, a predicted model, not a curated record
CCCAUGACUGCCGCUAUCCCUUCUUCAUCCCCCCAAUGGGGCUUGUGGGGACCGCCCAUCCCGACGGAGAAUUUGUCUUUGCUCGCGCAAGUACUUGGUGUGGGAUCCCCUACUGUGUCAGCACUGCAAUAAGUAAGCUUUACGAGAAGAUCAUGCAAUGUUUCAUCUCCGAGCAGAAAUCGGUGGCUGCAAACUCGAAUUCCGCCAUACCGCCUGCCAACCUGUUCUUCCAGCUAUACGUCCACUCCCGAGUCGACGUGACGGUUAAAUCUUCUGCGCCGGAUCCGAGCGCUCGGCUACGAUGGACUCUUCAUCACAGUCGAUACCCCCGUCAUCGGCAAACGCACGGCAGACCGUAGACUCGCCGCCAGAGAGAUGCUGGAGGCUGGUCCUGCC